This is a messenger RNA of Condylostylus longicornis, 2548 nucleotides long. RefSeq names its product sphingomyelin phosphodiesterase 4. Gene Ontology annotation, molecular function: sphingomyelin phosphodiesterase D activity. NCBI's taxonomy places the organism in Eukaryota, Metazoa, Arthropoda, Insecta, Diptera, Dolichopodidae. The record is from RefSeq and is a predicted model, not a curated record. Gene Ontology annotation, biological process: sphingomyelin catabolic process; ceramide biosynthetic process; glycerophospholipid catabolic process. Bases 130 to 2403 code for a protein of 757 amino acids. The transcript has 10 exons.
UCUGCAAAAAGUUUUUAAAAUUAAUAAAAUAAUAAGAAUAGUUAGUGUAAACAAUUUAAAUUUAUUUAAAAAACUGUUUUCUUCGAAAAAUAUUUUAGUAGAUUCAAUUACAAAUUGAGAAGAUAAAUAAUGAGUAUAUAUAAUGAAAAUUUAGCAAAUCGCAUUUUGGAAUCAUUAAAUUAUCCUGUUAUUGAACGUUGUACAGAGUUAAGUGUUCUAUUUGAAAGAUGUAGUUUGCGGGAACUUCAGGAAAUUUUUCCAGCAGUAAUAAAUUCAAUUUUUGGAAUAAAUAGCGGAUGUCUUGGUUGGGGGCUACGGACAAUAAACAAAGAAAAGUCAUCAUAUCCACAAGUAUUUGAUACUUUGUAUAAUUUCUUCACACCUCUGGGGCCUAUGUUCCGACUAUGCUACCGAUUAUUAAAUGAUGCUAUUAAAUUUGAAUUUAAUAUAGAAAUGUUGCCGCACAAAUUAACAGAAAUGCUCCAAAGUGGACACUAUUCCAUGUUUUACGCGGAUUUAUUAAAUAUAGAUCCAUUUCAUAGAUGUAUAAACUCUUUAUCUUUGAAUGCAUUUGAUUAUUAUAUGAUAAAUUUCAUUAUUCAUGGUACUUUUCCACUUCAUAAAAUGUAUCCGGCUGCUUUAGAAGUACAUAAUGACAGAGUGAAAACUAUAUAUUUUUUCUUAACUGCAGAAUAUUUAUGUUCUUUUUUACCAAGUAAUCCAGAUGCAAUAGUAAUGCCAUCAAACAUAUGUGGCACUGUCAAAGCACCACAACCAAUGCCUGUUCAACAAUUACAGCCCACCAGAUCUCCAAAAUAUUUAAAACUUGGUCCAAUCUCCCAUUAUAAUGCAGCAAAUCAAUCAGCUGCCGCUGUUAUACGAUCUCCAGAAUCACCGAGAGCACAUUGUUGGAGGUCAGAAUCCGUUAUGUACUUAUUUAUAGACGGCUGGCUUAGAUAUGACAUUGAAGAAGCAAUGGAAUUACCCAGUAGUGAAUUCAUUCGGGUUGUUAGAAUAUUAGUAAAACAAUUACAUGCUUUUGGUAAUUCAGCAGAAAUUGAUCCUACACCGAUGAGCGCAUUACGAAAAAUGGCGCAACCAAUGAUGAAACAAAGAAUUUACCCUUUUUUGAAGAGUAUUAUUGCUCGAUGGCCUUUAGAUAGUUCAAUGUCUGUUGUUUUAGAGUUAUGGUUAAGUUAUAUACAGCCUUGGAGAUACACUUUCGAUAGAAGUAUUAGUGGGCCAGUACCAACGGAUUUUCCUAUUAGCAAAUAUGAUGGAUUUAUCGCAGAAAAUUUGGCAAUUUAUACACAAAUAUUUGUUCAAAUUCUACCACGUUUUGAAAGACUUGAUUUUACGUCUUUUAGGAAUGCCGUUAUGUUACAUCGUUUAAUAAAAGUUUUUAAUCAGUCAGCGCUACCGGAAAUGUUAAAUGAUUGUGAACGCCGAUAUACUAGUGCGAAAUUUCCAAUGAGUCCCCAUCAGACCAGUCCAAUAAGACAAUCUCCGUAUCUAACACGACCUCGAACAGAAUCACAGCGCGAGUGGGACUCCUUUCGCUCUGAACACUAUGUAGCUGAUGAUAUUUAUAUUCCUUUAUUUGGUGAUAAUAUAAAGGGAGAAAUAUACCAACUUAUUAAAACGGUUUGUGUUGCAAAAAUGUAUGUUCAGCAAGAAAUGUGUAAAAUUAAUUAUCAAAUAAAUGAAAAAAAUUCAAAGCACGGUUUCAUAAAAAGAUUAAUUUUGAGUUUUUUCGAAGAUAUAACGCCAGAACAAAGCAAAUUACAGGAAAUUAAAAAAAUUCCAGAUAUUUUAAGUGUAGCAUUAUCAUCCCUUAGCAACAUGUUUGAGGUCGAUAUGCCAAAUGUAUGUGUCGAUCACUCAGAUUUGGGAGAAGCCAAUUUUUCAAGUACAAUGAAUUUUACUUUAGGAGAUGACAGUGAUUAUUUUGAUGCUUCAAAAAUAUCUCCUUUACAGAUGAAAAGAAAUAUUGCAAAUAUUAAAGCAAAUGUUGAUCCAGCUUUGUUACCAAUACAAAGUUCUGAAAAUUCUUUUCUUGUAAGAUCAUUGCAUCAAGUUAGUAGUAAAGUAAACGAAAACUUUGGAGGCGAAAUUCAAAAGCUUUGGGAUCGAAAAGAUUUCUGGGGUAAAUUAACUCGCCAAAUCAUCUACCCACCAAUUACUAUACAGUGGUUUGACAAAUCAAAAGGAAUAAGUGAAUUACAUGAGGAUUGUCUUGCCCCAAGACUAUGUCUUCGAUUGUUUGGCUCGUACAAAACUAUUUUUACAUUGAUAUUGGCAUGUAUAAUUGGGAAAAUAUUUUGGAAUUCUUAUGUAUUUGGAAUUAUUCUGUUAGGUCUUUUAUCAUUAUUGUAUUUAUUUAUUUCGGCACUAUUACCAUAACGUUAGUUUUCAUUUUUCAUUCAAUAUAUUGUACAAUUUAGAAUAUUAUUUUAUAAAUUUAUUUUUAUACGUAUCUCUAUGUAUAUUAAAUAAGAAAUAGCAAAAACUGAUUGCAUUAAAUUGGCAUUUAAAUUACAUUUAUUUU